Messenger RNA from Haplochromis burtoni (Burton's mouthbrooder), 2401 nucleotides. RefSeq names its product inhibitor of growth family, member 5a (gene ing5a). The coding region runs from base 552 to 1274 and encodes 240 amino acids. Gene Ontology annotation, cellular component: nucleus. Lineage: Eukaryota; Metazoa; Chordata; Actinopteri; Cichliformes; Cichlidae. Gene Ontology annotation, molecular function: chromatin binding. The record is from RefSeq and is a predicted model, not a curated record. The transcript is spliced from 8 exons. Gene Ontology annotation, biological process: positive regulation of apoptotic signaling pathway; positive regulation of DNA-templated transcription.
AAGUUCGUUUCUAACGUUUGGUAAUCACAUGGCCGACGGCGAGGCUUGUGUUAAUAUUCCUCAUGUUUAUUAAACAUGAUUCCAUUAGGAGUGUGUGUGUGUAACGAAUUUGCCUGUUGGUUUCUUCAUGUCUGGCUGAUACAUUUGGUUAAUUAUGCAUUAAAUUGGCAUAGAACGCGUAUAAACUAGUAUAAACACAGUAGCUGAGGAGAUUGGGAGCAAAGUUACGUGUUCGUAAUACUUGAGUAAAUGAAUAGUACUUAGAAACUUUUUUUUUAUUACAUGUGAGGUACCAAACUUAAAAAGUUGUGCCCUGUCCUCCAGCACGCAUGUUCGGAGUGAAGGCACGCUUGGGGUAAACUGUCACUUCCUGUGUUUUUGUGAGCCUCGCUUCAUUUAAUUCGGCGAAGCCUGUGACUGCAGACAAACUCGCAUUACGCCAAGCCAACUGACCAACGGGCGACCCAGGGUUACAAAACAAACCCAACCUCUCUGGCCAACAGUUUGAGGAGCUAACGAGGGUAACGCAGAAGCUAAACAGCUAAUUCGAAAUGGCGACUGCAAUAUACUUGGAACAUUACCUUGACAGUAUUGAAAACUUGCCAUGUGAGCUACAAAGGAACUUCACUUUGAUGCGGGACCUGGACAACAGAACUGAAGAAAAGAAAGGAGAGAUCGACAAACUGGCUGAGGAGUACAUCGCAAAUGUCAAGAAUCUAGCUUCUGAGCAGAGAGUUGAACACCUGCAAAAGAUCCAGAAUGCCUACAGCAAGUGCAAAGAGUUCAGUGAUGACAAAGUCCAGCUCGCAAUGCAGACAUAUGAAAUGGUGGACAAACAUAUCCGCAGGCUGGAUGCAGAUCUGGCACGGUUUGAGAAUGAACUCAAGGAGAAACUAGAAGUGAGCUAUGACAGUACAGAGGGCAGAGGUUUGAAAAAAAAUGAUGUGCGGGGGCUGAGAGAGAAGCGUGGAUCCAGGGGAAGAGGAAGGAAAGGUUCAGAUGAAGAUUCUCCCAGAAAGAAAAAGAUGAAAAACAGCCCAGACUUGAGUGACGCUCUCCUGCCUAUGCAGCCAUCAGACGUGUUGGACAUGCCGGUCGAUCCAAAUGAACCUACAUACUGCCUGUGUCAUCAGGUGUCAUAUGGAGAAAUGAUAGGAUGUGAUAACCCAGAUUGCCCCAUUGAGUGGUUUCACUUUGCUUGUGUUGAUCUCGCCACAAAACCCAAAGGAAAAUGGUUUUGUCCGAGAUGCACCCAGGACAGGAAGAAAAAAUGAGUUUUCAUAUUUCCAGAAGUGCUUCUCUAACAUCUGUACUUUGGGUAGAGUUUCGUAAUGUCAUAAAUAUAUAAAAUAUUUUAGUUCGUACAGCGCACCAUAUAAAUGGUGGAUCAUAAAGCUUUCUUUAAAGGCCUAAUCCGGAGUUGGAGUAUAUCUAUACUUGUUGCUUUACUAUGUCCGUGUUAUUGGAUUUCAAGAUGCCUGUCUUUGUCCAGUAGCUCUAAAAUGACUAGUUUACCUAUGUAUUAUUUGUCUAAUCUGGGUAAAUCUGGGUAAUCUUCUGGGUGUAGUUUUCACAAAUUGUCAUUCAGAAAGUUGUUCCUCUUAAGUCAUUUGCUUGUUUAUGUGUGUGUGUGCGGUUGUCGCGCGUGUGCAUGUGUAAAGACUAACUCAAAAACCCGGAUUGUGUCUUAAGCAUACUUGAAAUGUCAGUUUUAUAAAUGACUUUUUAAAAUAAAUUAACAGCCUGCUGAGAAUUUACAAUUCAGAUGCCCUAAUCCAUGUGUAAAUGGUGAUGGGGAAAAGGAAUUGUCAGUUUUUUUGUUACUACCUCCUUAGGGAAUACAUCGGCACUGCAAAAUGACUGCAAUUGAUAACAAUGUAAAAAACUGUUUUGAUUAGCUUAAACCAAACUAGCAAAGCAAUGUAAAGUCAUUCUGUAUUGCAUUUUAACAAAAACCUGCGACAUCUUUGAAUGUAUUGUGGUACUUAUGGUCAGUCAGUCAGUCAGUGUCUAUUGUCAACUGAAUGAGGUAUUUAAGCACUUUGAAUGACAUUUUCCCCUUACAAGGUUUGAUAAUGCAGGCUUAGUUUUAUGUUAUAGUUUAUCUCUUUUAAAACUUUGCCAUAGAACAUCAUGUCAGACCAUAUAUAUGGAAGUGUAUAUAUAUAUUUUGUAUGAUAUAAAACUAUUUUGUGCACACAUUUUUUCCCCCAAAGAUAUAUUUGUUGUAUUGCUUACUUCCUGGUGUACACUCAGAUUUUAUUUAAUAGGAUUUUAGAAUCUUCAUAUUCAACUGUGAAUAUCACUCAUCUAGGUGUAAGCCACAAAUAAAAGAACCAAAGUCUUUGUAUUUUGUAAAAUUCAGUAUUUUAUAACAAAUAAAGAUUCACUAUUAUCCAUG